Messenger RNA from Fimicolochytrium jonesii, 3407 nucleotides. RefSeq names its product WD40-repeat-containing domain protein. The record is from RefSeq and is a predicted model, not a curated record. Gene Ontology annotation, molecular function: protein binding; RNA binding. NCBI's taxonomy places the organism in Eukaryota, Fungi, Chytridiomycota, Chytridiomycetes, Spizellomycetales, Powellomycetaceae. The transcript is spliced from 12 exons. The coding region runs from base 413 to 3199 and encodes 928 amino acids. Gene Ontology annotation, cellular component: nucleolus. Gene Ontology annotation, biological process: positive regulation of transcription by RNA polymerase I; positive regulation of rRNA processing.
GCAGCCCCGCCUGUCGAUUUAGAGCGCUUCAAGUAGCGGAGUUGACUCCCUCCCAAAGUUGUGUAAGCGUGGCGCGCAGGUGGCUUUGCUGCUUACGAGAGGGAGAGCGUCCUUCGCUCCCCGUUUGUUCGCCCGGCCUGCAGAGACCCCAAGUUCGAGACAUUCCCGUGAGUACUGGCACAUGAACAAGCGGGCCGGGCAUAUAUAACUUUCUAUUGCAUGAACUCCCAAGAGCUCGACGAGUCGGAGAUACAGAAACCCCAGGAGGUCCUGCCCUUGGCUAUUUCUUUCUUUUGUCGUGAACGAGGGAAGGCCCUACCGCACCCCACCGCCUGUGCUGCCUUGAGAAACCUUCGAACGGUGGAACGACCCUACCCGGAAAUUUCGCCUGCAUCACGAAGCCUUUACCGAAAUGACCCUCAAGCAUGUGAAAACAGGGCGCCCAGGGGCCCCCUCUACAUCUGACGCCUCGUCAGAGUCAGAGCAAACACCCGUCACUUCUGCCCCUUCCACCCCGGCUCAAAACACUUCGCAACUCCUCGACCCUAUCUCCUCCACGAAAAGCUCACCUCAGAGGAAAAAGAAGGGCAAGCGUGGGAAGCGCCUGUACAAACUGGGUGACGGUGCACUUGCCGCUGCUGCAGCCGCUAAAUCCGAGCAGAUGAAAGCGGGAGAGGAGGAGGAGCCCACUGGGAAGAAGAGGUGUGGCAACUGGCGGCGGGUGUCAUUGGCCGGAGGGGCCUUUGUGGACACGCCGGUCGUCUUUUCCCUGGAUACGAGUACGUUCUUUUGCAUCACUGGUGCUCGUGUGAAGGUUCACAGCGCAAAGACAGGGUUGGCCUUGCGGACGUUGCAGUCGACGUCCGAGUUACCCAAUAUUAGGUGCACUGCUGUCAAUCUCGAUCCGGAAAAUGGAGACCAGAUCUACUCUGCUGCGACGGACGGCGUUAUUUCCCUUUGGAACUUUCGUAGUGGAUCGCUGGUGCAGCAAUGGAAUACAGGCAGCGCAAUCCUCGAUAUGAAGAUUUCACCCGCAUCCUCACGACACGCCUUCCUGGUCUGCACGCGCAACAAAUUCAACCCGAGCACACCCUCUAGACAUGUGCUCGCCCGAUACAAUUUCAAACAGGGAAAGAAAAGUACGAUUCUCCAGUUACACCACGAGUUCAUCGACAUGGAUAUGGCCCGUGAUGGCAGGUUGCUCUCCAUCGCGUCGAGAGAUACUGCUUGGGUCGUUAGCUGUGAGGAGCCUCACAACGCAACCAAAUGCCCCAGUCCCUCGCAAAGAAUCCCUCUGUCAUCCGUUGCGAUGCAUCCGAAAGGCGAGUUCAUCGCCGUAGGGGACCUCAUGGGGCAGAUCACGCUCGUGCAUGUGCCGUCCAUGCUGUCGGGAGAGCAUGUUGCAAGAUCCGUCUUGCAUUGGCAUUCGCAUCGUGUCAGUGGAAUGGUUUUCACGCCUGAUGGCGAGUAUCUUCUCUCCGGCGGCAACGAAGCUGUCCUCGUCAUCUGGCAGCUAAACACACGCGACAAGCAGUUUCUUCCUCGGCUUGGGUCUGCCAUCCGCACCGUCGCCGUGAGCGCCGACCAGUCCGUGUACGCCGUCACGCACACUGACAAUUCUAUGCGCCUUGUGGAAGCAGCGAAUUUGAGGCAGAGAUUCUUGCUUGCGGGUUUACCUGUCGUUGAUGCGGUGGGAGCGCCGGAAAAGGGGUGGAAGAUGACAACCGAUGCCAAUAACAAUGCGGUGGUGUUGUACGGACGGAGCGGCAAACUGCACUUCUAUGACGUGGACGGGGACAAGCGUAUUCAGGAGAUCGAAAUCACACCUUCCAACGCCGCCUUGGCGCUUCGAAAGUCCGAAAGCUCGGCCAUUGUCGCCAACGUAUCACAUGUUGCGCUCACCGCCGAUAGCACUUGGAUGCUGACCGUCGACGAACGGUCCCGCCCGUCAGUCGCGCUUCCCUUCGAGUCGCGCCUCAAGUUCUGGAAAUACGACCCCAAUGCAGGAACUUAUCUCAUCUCCACUCGCGUCGACCGCCCUCACGAUGGAGAGGUUACUGCUGCAGCCAUGGGGCCGAAAAGCCUUCAGCCCCUUAGAGCAGCGACGGCAGGGCGUGAUAGAUGCUUCAGAGUCUGGAGGCUGAGCAAGGUUGCGGGCGACGAAGAGGCUAGCGAGGAAGAUGCUUGGACCUGCCACUUUUCGGGAUCGUACCGCAAUAUGAUGCCGACGAGUGUUUCGUUUUCGAGUGACGGAUCGUUGAUAUCCGUGGCUUUUGAGCAGACCAUCACGUUGUGGGACUGCGCGGGGAGCAUCCUCCAGUCAGUCCUCACGUCCCCGUCCCAGUCCCCUCUCUCGCGGGUGGACUUCCUAGCGGGAUCAAGCUACCUCCUCACAUCUUCGGACACGCAUAUUCAUGUGUGGAAUUUAUUGACUGGCACAUUAUGGUGGACCGUUUGCAUCAACUCGAGCCACAUCGCCAUCGACACGCAAGACGCGCGUUUCGCGGUUCUCUUCCACACAUCUCCAUCUCACGACACCACUACUACUCCAUUCGCCUCCCACAUCGCCCUCUUUGACGCCGACUCGCCGACGCCGCUCGCUACGUUUUCAUCAGCCGCGUCGCCCGGCCCUCGCGCGGCAACGUUCUUGCCUCCAGCCGGUAAGGAGCAGGCCUCCAAAGGAAGACGGGGAAAGUCGAGACUGGUGGUUUUGGAUGGGGGAGCCGAAUUGGAGCUGUUUGCAGAAGAGGAGAUGCGUUUGGGUAUGGGUGUCAAGGCGCCGAACAUGACCGCCGCGCGUGAAAAGAAUCUUGCACCCACCGGGAACGCAUGGAGCGCGCUUUACGGCACAUCAACGUCCGAUCUUCACCAAACCCGCUUGGUCCCCACCUCCAUUGUCACGACAACGCCGGACGCCCCUCUAUCCACCACAACCCCUUCCCAUAUCCACCCGCCACCCAGCCGCUUUUUCAUGUCCGUCAUGGAAGCAUUUCUGCCGGUGCGUCGGGAAACGGGCAUGGACUCUGACCCAGCUGUGGAUAUGGAGGAACAUCCCUUGGAAAGUACAACGAGGAAUGCGAAAGAUUGGGUUAAGACGGGUGCAUGUGAUGGGCCGAACAAACACGGCACAGCGGUGCCGCUGGGACGGACGGAGGAGGUAAAAAUAGAGGCGGCGUUCAGGCGGCUCUUGGGGGUUUGAAGGUGAAUCGCAAGCGAAGUUCUGGCGUGCAAGGAACAUGGCUCAACUUGAUUUGGGGCCAAAGCAUUCUCACUCGCGGCAAAGUGGUACAUAGACGAAGGGGCAUUCAGCGUGUUGCUGUUCAAAUUAGUUGUAGCGCUGUAGAAUGACCAUAUAAUUUUAUAUCUUGCAUUAUUCAUCAUUAAAAUUUGCCUGAGUUGGUCUUGGA